CCGCGCCCAGAGGCCCUGCCGCUCCCUCCUCGCCUCCUCAGCGCCGGAAUCCCGCCAUAAGCAGGCGCAGUGGCCUGAGGCGCUCCGAGGCGGCGCAGGAAGGGGAGGCGGAGGCCGCUGGAGAGGAAAGGCCACCCUUCUCCCUCCUCCCUCGGUCCCGCCUCCUGAGGGCCUUGAAAUAGGCCCGGCGAGGGCGGCUCAGAGCUGCACGCCCGCCCGCUUGGUUGCUCUUCCUCCUGCUCUGAGAAGACAUUGGGACCACGAACUACCAUGUUUGAAAUCAAGAAGAUCUGCUGCAUUGGGGCUGGUUAUGUAGGUGGGCCAACAUGUAGCGUCAUUGCUCAUAUGUGCCCAAAGAUUAAGGUCACGGUGGUUGAUGUCAACGAAUCUAGGAUCAAUGCCUGGAAUUCUGAUACACUUCCAAUUUAUGAGCCAGGACUAAAAGAAGUGGUUGAAUCCUGCCGAGGCCAGAACCUCUUUUUUUCUACCAACAUAGAUGAUGCUAUUAAAGAUGCGGAUCUUGUGUUUAUUUCUGUUAAUACACCAACAAAGACCUAUGGAAUGGGAAAAGGCCGUGCAGCAGAUCUUAAAUACAUUGAGGCUUGUGCGAGGCGGAUUGUACAAAAUUCAAACGGUUAUAAAAUUGUGACUGAGAAAAGCACUGUCCCUGUCCGUGCUGCUGAGAGCAUUCGCCGCAUCUUUGAUGCCAAUACAAAACCCAACUUAAAUUUGCAGGUUUUAUCCAAUCCGGAAUUCUUAGCAGAAGGUACAGCAAUCAAAGACCUAAAAAACCCAGACCGAGUAUUGAUCGGUGGUGAUGAGACUCCCGAGGGCCAAAAAGCUGUCCGUGCCCUGUGCGCUGUUUAUGAGCAGUGGGUGCCCAAAGAGAAAAUCCUUACCACAAAUACCUGGUCGUCUGAACUUUCCAAACUGGCAGCUAAUGCUUUCCUUGCUCAAAGGAUUAGCAGCAUCAACUCCAUAAGUGCCCUUUGUGAAGCAACAGGUGCUGAUGUCGAAGAGGUUGCAAGAGCCAUUGGAAUGGACCAAAGAAUCGGAAAUAAAUUUCUGAAAGCUAGUGUCGGAUUUGGUGGCAGCUGUUUCCAAAAAGAUGUUCUGAAUCUGGUUUAUCUUUGCGAGGCUUUGAAUUUGCCAGAAGUAGCUCGUUACUGGCAACAGGUGAUAGAUAUGAAUGACUAUCAGAGAAGAAGAUUUGCAUCUCGAAUAAUUGACAGCUUGUUUAACACUGUCACAGACAAGAAGAUUGCUAUUUUGGGAUUUGCAUUCAAAAAAGACACAGGAGACACAAGAGAGUCUUCUAGCAUCUAUAUCAGCAAGUAUUUAAUGGAUGAAGGUGCAAAGCUUCAUAUCUAUGACCCUAAAGUAGUACGGGAACAAAUCAUUCUGGAUCUUUCUCAUCCGGGUGUAUGUGAGGAUGAUCAAGUGUCUCGAUUGGUUACCAUAAGUACAGACCCCUAUGAAGCCUGUGAUGGAGCCCAUGCCCUUGUUAUCUGCACAGAGUGGGACAUGUUUAAGGAAUUGGAUUAUGAGCGCAUUCAUAAAAAAAUGCUGAAACCAGCAUUCAUCUUUGAUGGCAGGCGGGUCCUUGAUGGUCUCCAUAACGAGCUGCAAGUCAUUGGCUUCCAGAUUGAAACAAUUGGGAAGAAGGUAUCUGCAAGAAGAAUUCCAUUUGCAUCUUCAUCUGAUAUACCAAAGUUCAGCCUGCAAGAUCCCCCGCUCAAGAAGCCAAGAGUAUAAGUUUUAUUUAGUGUGUAAGGAUAGUAACAAAUACAGCCAUGUGAACUAUAAACCAGCAUGAUUCGGCAGGGGAAAAUGAGCACAGUUAAGUACGGAAGUACUUUUUAUAUCAAUGGAAGAAUGAGAUGUGUGCUUAUAUGUCCCACAUUGAAAUCAAUAUAACUAAGCUGUGCUUAACUCUGGCUGCAUUGUGCUCAGUGUUUCCUAACUUUCACACGAGUAGUAUGAUUGUAUCUGGGACAUUUCAAUCCAGAAUUUUAUAAUCUAUUUUUAUAUCAUUGAAGUAAUAAAUGGUACAGUUGAUUGAUUUUCAUAAUGAUUUUUAUAUUUAAAAAACCAUCCGCUUCAAAUUUCAAGGCUUCUACUACGAAAGGUUGACAAACUGCACUUUAGCAUUUUUAUGGCACAUUUUCGAAUCGAAAAAACUCAUAGGAUCUCCCCAUUCUUUUUAAUAUUCUUAUACUACGAAGCAUUGUUAUUGUUGAAACUUUUAAUUUGACUCUCAUUGGGGCGAGGGCAAGUUAACGAAGGACCAUUUGUUCUGUUAAUAAAUGAAUGCCAGAGUUUAAUUGUAUGUUUGUAGUUACUAGGGUGAAAAACCACCUGUAACUCUACUCACGUUGGAAGGCAGCUCAAAACAAGCUGGUUUUCAAGGCUUUUGGGGAGAUAGGCUACAUUACAGUUUAAAGAAGAUUCAUGUCAUGUUUUUGCAAAAGAACAACUUCAGUUUGAGAUACGAGGGCAAUCCACAAAGUUAAUUACGUUUUGGAAUUAAAAAUUAACAACGUAUAGGAAUAAAUAUUAUUAUAUUAACUUUGUGAAUUGCCCUCGUAAAUGAAUAGGUUCUUUGGUAGCUAGGAAUCAGCCACUUCCUGAAGAAUUGGCUUUAAUGUCCCUGAGUUUGCUUCCUCGCAGAGGGAAGGCAAGUGGGUAAAAAUGUCAGAUUCUUUUUCAAAUCAUCAGAUGGAAAGUAUAGUUGAUAUUUUGGCAAUUAAGCUAGGGAUAUCAGGGAGAAUGGUCCUGUCCCCAAAGUUAGUGGUUGUACAGGUUGUUAGGAUAAGAAUCUGGUCUGCUGGCUCGAACCAGCCUUCUCCGCACUCUAAUGUAUGGAUUUGUUCCUGAUCACUACUUUAACAGAUUAACAGUGCAAUACAAUCUGUUUGCACACUGGGACACAUAUGUCUCAGUGUGCAAACAGAUAUGUUUCAGUGUGUUCAGUGGGGCUUACCGCUAUGAAAAUGGAUGUAGGACAUAAAUAUGAGAACUGGAUUAAAUCAUUUCUAGAUUUCUGUAGUGACUCUGAAACAUUAGCCUGACCUAUCUGAUUACACUUUUCCUAAUUUUUCUCUCCUUCUUAAGAUAUGCACAAUAUGUCUUAUCAAACUUGUUUCAUAGGAACUGUUACUUUUAAACAGAGAGCUGCCAAAGUCUUUGCUUCUUCUCUGCUACCAGGGUCCUGAGCCAGAAACUGGCAUUCCCAUAAAUUCAAUGUGAAUAGGUAACUUAAUUCCCACCGUGCCAUUGACUAUGCUGCCUAAGGCUACACAUUCCCCCCAAAGCAAGAUCGAUAUUUGACAUUGAACUUUUUUCUGAAUGAAGCAAUGACAUAUUUUGGACCAUCGCACAAUCGUCGUUUGCUCACUGCUAUACUGAAGCUCUGAGUUGAUGUUCAAUGUUAUAGAAGGAAUUGUUCUGUAUCUUUAGCAGAACAAAACUUUGUCAUAUUAAUAAGGUUGCUACCUCACUAUAAUUACAGAAAUUGUUUUUUAAGAUCAUUGGUAUUCAUCAUCUGUGUUCAGCAUUAUUUUUUCCAUGUACUAAUAUGUUUAAUUAAAAUCUUUUUUGAGAUAACAA
Messenger RNA from Anolis carolinensis (green anole), 3609 nucleotides. It is a transcript of the gene ugdh, whose product is annotated as UDP-glucose 6-dehydrogenase. Gene Ontology annotation, biological process: glycosaminoglycan biosynthetic process. Gene Ontology annotation, molecular function: NAD binding; UDP-glucose 6-dehydrogenase activity. The transcript is spliced from 12 exons. Gene Ontology annotation, cellular component: nucleus. NCBI's taxonomy places the organism in Eukaryota, Metazoa, Chordata, Lepidosauria, Squamata, Anolidae. The coding region runs from base 271 to 1755 and encodes 494 amino acids. The record is from RefSeq and is a predicted model, not a curated record.